AACGCACGUGAAUUGUGUUUAUAUAUCCUGUAUUAUAUUGAUGAAUUCGUUCAGAAAAUUUCUUAAAAAAUGAGUGAAUUUAUUGAAAAACGACGCGAAUCGUCCAUUAAGGAGUAUGAGUUUAUGAAACAUUUGAAACUGUUCACGAAUGACGAAAUUCGUGACAUAAAAAAUAAGCGCUUCCAACAUGAACAUCGGAUUGAACGUCGUGCUAAAGAACUAGCUAACUACAUCAAUUACAUUGUGUACGAAAGUAAUUUGUUGGAAUUACUCCGAGAACGUAGGGCGAAAUUACGUGUACAAGAUGGUAAGCACAGUUUGGAGAGCAGUAUAAAAAUACGAAUCAAAGUCCUGUACAAGCAAGCAAUGGAGCGGUUCCCAGCGGAGUAUUGUCUAUGGAUACAUUACUUUAAGUACUGUGGUAAGAACAAGCUUACAUCGGAGGUAUCGAGAUCGUUGGAUAGGAUGUUAAACUACCAUGGCGAUAAACCAAAAGCGUGGAUUACCGCCGCCACUUGGGAGCACGAAAAGAUGAAAAAUUUGGACAAAGCUAAGCAUUUCAUGUUUCGGGGUUUGCAAAGGCACCCGGACAGCAGAGAGAUGUAUCUUCGCUUUCUGGAACUAAUGAUCAAGGAAGCAGAAAACAUCAUACAAAAUGAGCAGGGUGUAGAAAACCAGGAACAGGAUGGUUCAUCAUUGGAUCGUACUUUGAAGUGCAUCCAAUUGAUUUAUAAGCACUAUGAGAAGAAAGUUACUGAUUUGGACUUUUUUGUGGAGUUACUGAAUAGCUUAAAGAAAACCAAUGUGACGAAAAUUUUCGCGUUUGAGGUUUUGGAGGAUAUGAGAAAGAUAUUUGCCGACAGAGAAUUCAUGUGGCAUACGUUAGCUCAGUUAGCUUUGGAAGGAUCCUAUCUGAUGAUAGAAAAGGAUAGUCAUGAACAAGAAUCUGCUUUUAAAUUGUGUCUUCAGCAGUGUAUUCAAAUUUAUGAGUCUGCCAUCGAGGCGGUUCCAACGAAGCAAAUGUGGAGUUAUUACGUAGACACAGUUUUAAACCUGAAUGCAGAUAUGUCCAGCUACCCGAAAUUUCGUCGCAAAGCAUUAGGAGAAGCAUUCAAAAAGGCAUAUGACACAGGUUUUCUCGAAGAAGAUAAGUACGUACAAUACGUUAAACUGUUAAUGCAUGCGGAUGGUAGUCUGACUUCGUUUGUAAACGACGUAUUGAGUAAAGCUCUUGAAGCCUAUCCCAGUUCCAGUAAACUUUUGGAGUUACAACUAACAUAUUUAGUUCGCUAUGGUUCAACAACUGAAGAAUUUGAUGAUGCAUUUAAACAAACUAUCAAGAAAUGUCCUGAUAGUCUGCCACUUUGGAUUGUUCGUUCACAAUUUUACCACACUCAAACGGAAGCCCCAAAUAAAUUGGAGCAGGUCUUUAGGGAGGCCAUUCGACAACCAACGACAAUCUCUACUCAUUUCCAACCACUCUUUCUUAAUUAUUUGGUGGUAACAAAAAACAUCGAUGCAGCUCGUAAGGAGUAUCGCGAGAUGCUGAGAAAUUGUGUUCCUUGCUUAGAAUUGCAUCGCAAAAUGAUUGAAUUAGAGUCCAUCCAAAUGCAACCCAAUUUGAAUCAGUUGCGAAUGGUCCACGAAAAUGCUACACAAUAUUUUGGACAAUCGAAUGCGGAUGUGUGGAUCGAUUAUAUCCGGUUUGAACGAGAACACGGCUCUCCUAAAAAUAUGCAGAUUAUUUUCGAAAGAGCAAAAUCACGUGUAGAGGACACUGUGGUAGCUAGUUUGAUUGCCAAGUACGAAGUAGUAAAAAAUCCGUCAAUGUAAUUUAACAACGAAAAGUUUAUAUUUUUUCGAAAUAAAUUUUUGUUAUACAAACAA
Molecule: messenger RNA, 1887 nt
Organism: Malaya genurostris
Lineage: Eukaryota; Metazoa; Arthropoda; Insecta; Diptera; Culicidae
Product: U3 small nucleolar RNA-associated protein 6 homolog
Exons: 1
Coding region: 70-1833 (587 amino acids)
Biological process (GO): maturation of SSU-rRNA from tricistronic rRNA transcript (SSU-rRNA, 5.8S rRNA, LSU-rRNA)
Cellular component (GO): Pwp2p-containing subcomplex of 90S preribosome; small-subunit processome
Molecular function (GO): protein binding; snoRNA binding
Source: RefSeq, a predicted model, not a curated record